ACAGCAGGAUUACUUCAGUUGUGAAGUUCUUCCUGUGGUACCACACCAGACUCCAUUAUAAAAAGGUCUAAAAUAAGAUCACAGUUACUCGGUUUACUGUAACUGAGCAGCUCGCAGCUCUCAGCUCACCGUCCGCCCCCGCAGGACCGCCGGGGGUAUGCGGGGGGGACAUUCAGCGAGAGACCCGCCCUGAGAGAGCCGACAGGGAGCCGUGUGAAGCGGUGUUACAGUCGGAUCACGUGACCAGCCCCUUUGACCCUUCCUCUCGCGAGACGUGACGCGGCUUUUCGCGAGAUCAUCUGCAGCAACAAAUCGGCUCGAGCACCUGAAGACAAUCUGCACAUUUCUGCGUGUGGGUCAUGGAGGUUUCCUCUCACAGCCUCUUCCUGCUGCAGCAGCUCAACGUUCAGAGAGAGUUCGGCUUCCUGUGUGACUGCACCGUCGCCAUCGGGAACGUUUACUUUAAAGCUCACCGAGCUGUGUUGGCCGCCUUCUCCAACUACUUCAAGAUGAUCUUCAUCCACCAGUCAAGUGAGUGUAUAAAGAUCCAGCCCACAGACAUCCAGCCGGACAUAUUCAGCUACCUGCUGCACAUCAUGUACACCGGCAUGUGUCCCAAGCAGCCAGUGGACCAGAGCCGGCUGCAGGAUGGCAUCAAGUUUCUUCAUGCCUACCAGCUGUGCCGGAAACCCGGCGAGGGCACUGCAGACGCCGCCGCCGACAUGGUCCGUAUGUCCAACCUGUACGGCAUCCAGAUCUCCUCCCAGCUGGCCAACAAGGAGGCCGGAAUCCCCAAGACCUCUGCGGUGUCCCGUGGGGCCCCAGAGGACGGACGGUCCUCCGGCCGCGGGGGGUGGUCCCACUCCCAGCUGUCGCUCGCCAUCGGACUGGAGGGGAAUCCGUCAGAGCACCAGGCCUCGACGCUACGCAACGUCUGCUCUGUGGCAUCUGGAGACGACUCAGACAUCUCGACUCGCAUCAAGCAGGAGCGGGUUGAGGAGGAGGGGGAGGAAGGCGAGGGUGAGGAGGGACAGGGGGCGGGAUCUCCAUCUCAGGUGAGCAGUCCCAGUCAGAGCAUACUGUUCAAAGAGCGGGCGCUCGUCCUGCUGUGUCCCCGCUGUGGAGAACGCUGCUCCUCACUGGAGGACCUGCGGGAGCAUCUUUUUAGCCACGCCCUCGACCCCGCCGGCCUGAUGGAGGGGCUGUCGCAGGGCGGCGAGUUGGACGCUGGCUUGGAUGAGGGGCCAGCGGGGGAUGCAGGGUGUCUGGAGGAGGCUCUGAGACAGAGCCAGGCACUCGCUAACCAGCUGGCUGCGGAGCUGAGGAGAAGCCGGGGGGGAGGUGGCGGCAGGAGCAGCCCCACCCCUUCCAUCCUGCACUCCCGUAAACGUAAGAUAGCCUGCGCCGUCUGCAGCCUGCGUUUCGCCCACAAGAGCCAGCUACAGGAGCACAUGUACACGCACACCGGCAAACCGGCCCGCUACCACCGCUACACCCGCCUCUGCAGCCAGCUCUUCCAGGCCUCCGCCCACUUCUGCGAGGGCACCACAGAGUCUGGAGGAACGGGGGGCGCCUCGUCCGGAGUUGCCGCACUCUCUGAAGAAGCCAACAGAGACACUCAGGACAACGGCAGCUCCUGCUACUCCCUGGACUCUGAGAUCUCGCAGGAGAGCGUGGACGGCGUUCCUGUGGAGUGAUCCCCACAGGUCGAUGUUCUCGAUGUACAAAGAUUCUUGGUUAGGUUUAGCGUCUCCUGGGUGAAAGUCUGUUUGUUUGACUUUCAUUACAAACAUAACUGUGAUACGUACGAAGCAAAUGUAAUUCCGGAUGCAGUUUAGAUAUUUGUGAAACUAAAUUGAGGAGACGAGGCUACGAGGGUCGGACUGUCGGGCUUUCAUUAUUUUUAGUUCAUAAACGUCAGAAUAUAUCAGUUAACCAACAGGAAACUAAUCAGCAACUAUGAAUGACAAUGAAUCGUUCUGAUUAACUUUUUAAGUAAACCAAAUCUGUAUUUUCUGUUUUUCUACAAAAAUAAACAGAAUCUGUUAACAAGACAAUUAAUCAAGAAAAUAAUGAGCAGAUUAAUCAAUAAUGAUUAUUAAGUAAUCAUAAAUUGCUGCUGUAGUCAUAUCAGUGCCAUAAAAGAAACUUAAUAAUAUUAUUAAUAAUUAAUAAGAAAAUUCAAAUAAAUACGUUUUUAAAAAUUGGAAAUGUACGGAGAAAUAACAUUUUCAUUUAUUUUCAUAUUUAGU
Molecule: messenger RNA, 2252 nt
Organism: Cottoperca gobio
Lineage: Eukaryota; Metazoa; Chordata; Actinopteri; Perciformes; Bovichtidae
Gene: zbtb25
Product: zinc finger and BTB domain containing 25
Exons: 4
Coding region: 360-1697 (445 amino acids)
Biological process (GO): regulation of transcription by RNA polymerase II
Cellular component (GO): nucleus
Molecular function (GO): DNA-binding transcription factor activity, RNA polymerase II-specific; protein binding
Source: RefSeq, a predicted model, not a curated record